Molecule: messenger RNA, 1086 nt
Organism: Morus notabilis
Lineage: Eukaryota; Viridiplantae; Streptophyta; Magnoliopsida; Rosales; Moraceae
Product: GDSL esterase/lipase At2g40250-like
Exons: 3
Coding region: 1-1086 (361 amino acids)
Molecular function (GO): hydrolase activity, acting on ester bonds
Source: RefSeq, a predicted model, not a curated record
AUGGAGAAGUACUACAAAAACACCGUAUUCUUCGCCAUAAUAAUGAUCAUCAUCUCCACAUUCUACUUGAUAACCGUGGCAUCAUCUGAGCAACCUCCAUCAAUCCCCGCCGUGUUCGCUUUCGGCGACUCGACCAUCGACUCCGGCAACAACAACCGCCUCAUGACGAUCUUUCGGGGCAACCACCCUCCGUACGGCCGUGACUUCCCUGGCCACAUUCCCACAGGUAGGUUUUCCAACGGAAAGCUCGCAACCGACUUCUUGGUCUCCAACCUCGGCAUCAAGGACCUCUUGCCGGCGUAUCUCAGCCCCGGCCUGACCGACAGGGACUUGACGACCGGUGUCAGCUUCGCGUCGGGGGGCUCGGGCUUAGACGACGCCACCACGGCUCUCACCGGCGUUAUAGACAUGGCCAGUCAGUUGCAGUACUUCGAUGAAGCCAUCAACAGAAUGGAAAGAGCUAUUGGGAGAAACGCGACGCAGGAUUUAUUGAAGGAGUCAAUGUUUGUGGUCAGUGUUGGGACUAAUGAUGUGGUGUUCAAUCUCUAUAGAACCCUUAACUUUGUGCACACGCCUUCUAGCUACCAAGAUUUUCUUCUCCAAAGGCUUCAGUCUUUCAUCGAGAGUUUGUACGAGCGUGGAGCACGCGAGUUUGGAGUUGCAGGUUUGCCACCAGUAGGGUGUCUGCCAUUACAAGUGACAGUAGGUAGCUUUAUGCCAAGCCCACAUAUGUUGCAGCGCCUCUGCGUCGUCGAGCAAAACUUCGAUUCUCAAACCUACAACUCCAAGCUUCAAGACCUUCUCACCAACCUCAACACUUCCUUGCCUUAUUCUAGGAUCCUCUACUUUGACAUCUACGCUUCCAUGAUGGACAUGAUCGUGAAUCCAUAUAAAUAUGGUUUUCAAAACUCUCUUCAAGGAUGUUGCGGGACGGGUAUGAUGGAGAUGGGUCCUCUCUGCAUUGUGGGUUUACCAAUGUGUCCUGAUGCUUCUCGACUCAUCUUUUGGGACUCCAUGCACCCUACAGAAGCUGCAUACAAGGCCAUUGCUGAUCACUUUUUUCAAACUGUGCGCCAACUUCAUUAA